Messenger RNA from Halichondria panicea, 2749 nucleotides. RefSeq lists its product as uncharacterized. Bases 250 to 2589 code for a protein of 779 amino acids. The transcript is spliced from 7 exons. Gene Ontology annotation, biological process: G protein-coupled receptor signaling pathway. The record is from RefSeq and is a predicted model, not a curated record. NCBI's taxonomy places the organism in Eukaryota, Metazoa, Porifera, Demospongiae, Suberitida, Halichondriidae. Gene Ontology annotation, cellular component: plasma membrane. Gene Ontology annotation, molecular function: G protein-coupled receptor activity.
AAUAGAGCUCGUUAGUGCAGUGAAGCACCACACCCACCUUUUGAUCUGCAUUACCUAUUAAUUUGUGUAAAGCCUAGACAAAAAUCAAGCUAGAGCUAGCUAGUAGAGUUAGUUCUAUUUUACAGUCUGUGCACACAAUCAAACGGCGACAGAUUUAUAAGAGCUUCAGAACACACCAAUCUGUCUCCUUCAAAGGCCCAGCUAAUUGAACGCAAUUAAUAAUUUGUGGUAACCAGUGGUGAUUUCAAAAUGGCUUGCGGUUUCGACUGUAAUGCUACGAUGGUGAUGCUGGAGAUGCUGGAGGACCAGAAUCGAGAUAUUUGUAACUACCUCGGCGAAGCAAUGGUGGCUGGAUGUCAACCGGAUGUUCUCGAUAACAUUACAGCACUCUACAAUCAAAACUGUACUAGUCCAAUCGGAGUAAAUGUAGAAAGAGGAUUUACGGCAGUUUUAAUCUUUGUUGUGUCACUCAUUGGAAACACUUGUACAAUCGCUUUGCUUUCAAAAUUUAAGAUACACAAGAUUCCAGAUGUCCUUGUUGUAGGGCUUGCCAUAACUGACCUUGUUGCAGCAACUAUUCCUGUGCCCUUCUCAAUAUACGCUUAUUUCUCAGGGUUCCGAUUUAUGCACAACAGUGCAGAGUGUAUAAUCUACGCUACUGUGGCCCAGUUCACUCGCUACGCAUCAGUACUGAUCGUUACGAUAGUAUCCAUCGAACGAUACCUUGCUGUGAUACAUCCAUUCUUCUACCGGAGACAUGCCACUCCGAAAAAAGUUGCAGUGAUUCUGGUAUUCUGUUGGUUGGCUGCAAUUGCUCUGAGUAUUGUUCCCGCACUGGACCCCUGCACUAGUAUUCUUCCCCAUGAAGGAUUUUGCUUGUUCGAUGUCGACAGUGAUUAUGCCUAUUCAAUCAUUGUGUACGGUGCAGUGCAGUACAUUAUCGUUCUGUUCUGCUUUGUUGCCGUGUCAGUGCAGCUGUCUCUAGUGUACAGACGGAGACAGAGGCUCAGAGUACAGGACAAGUAUAACAAGCAGUCCAAUGCUCAGGACCGACAGCAUGAGGUCAAGUUCAGCAAGCCCAACCUCACUACCAGGAUCAGUGAUCUGAGCAAGUCCCUGCGUAAGGCCGCUCCUCUGGUAGUUGAGAAGUUCCAAUUUGGAGUGGAGGCUCAGUUUGCAGUCAUGUUGUUUGCGGUCGUCUUUCUCUUCUACCUCACCUGGACAGCCAUUCUUGUAGUCAUUAUCAUCGCAGAAGUGCAAGACUCUUCAGAGGGUCUUGAGGAUGCCAUAUUUUGGGGAAUUCGUUUCUCAGUGAUUGCUACAGCCAUAAAUCCCCUUCUGUACGGUAUUCUUGCCAGACAGUACCGAUUGGCCUACUGGUAUGUGAUCAAACUAGUGCUGAGCAAGUGCUGCAGGUGUGUGUCUCCACCACUCAAGGAUGUGUUUGCUGCCGCCCGUGCACCUGCCGGGGACGUUCGCUCAGAAAACAGUGAGUACAAUCGCAGGAAGAGGUUCAGACAACAGGAUGGAAGUGUGGGAAGACAGAGCAUUGGCACAGAGAGCACGUGGAGCAAAUCAACGGCCGUCCUCACACGUACAACAGCUCACACUCACCUCACAAACGGGAGAGACCUCGAAGCCAUUGAAGAGUUGGACUAUUCCUGCAACAACCCUGACUCGGUCAUCGAGGAGCACUCCACAUACGUCAACUCGGCCGGGGAGCUUGCUUCCACCGUCAUCAUCCCUCAUCAAGGCCGAGAAAAAAACAGCGAGACUGACCUCACAAGGAACACAUUACGUGCGACAGCCUCGCUGGAUAAUCUGGUGGACGGACUGAUAUCUGAUUUUGGGUACAGCCAGGAUGUCCAGGUAGGUGUGGAGAACCCUCUGGUGAACGUCUUAGCAGAGGGUGAGGAGAUGUCAUCCUCAGAGCAAGGAUCGACCACAGAGGAUGGCUUUCAGAUUGGGAGACUCUACUCCAACCCAGUCUACCAGAUUGAGCUGGCUCGUCGACAGCGAGAGUCCCAAGUCCUCUCUUCCCUUGUGGCCGCCUCCUCUGCCGAUGACAUCACUCUCGUUUCUAAGGUCCCUCUACACAAGCCAGCUGUUAACUCCACCCUCACAACCACUAGUGCUACUCUUCCCAAUAACCACCCUAUGUCAAAGUCCAUGGAUCAAAUUGCUCCUGAAGGAUCACAGACUUGGUUGACGCGUACCAAUACUAACGAAGGCAAUAAAGACAGUGAAGAAGUGCCAGCAAAGGAAGUAAAGGACGAAAAAGUACAUUUGGAAGACAAAAGAUUGGAUCACAUGAAACGACUACAGCCCCUCUCACGGUCCCAAGAAUUUGAUGUUCAUGCCGCCACCGGUCAGAGGAGACCCAAGACAAUCGAGCCCGUGUCUAAUGGAGUAAAUGUGCUUCGUAUGAAGUAUGAAUCUUCCAAACCCCAGGCUGCACAUAUCCCGCCCACCUUACACCCCACACGCAUUACACCCUCGCUGCAGCCCAACGGGAAGUCGGGUCGCUGUAACUCUGUCGGGAACUCAGACUCUGGCAGAGAAAGCAUGGUCUUAGAGACUGAUGUAUGAGUAUAUGCAUGCAUGUGUGUGUGUGUGUGUGUUCUGGUUGUGUCAGGUGUUCUGUAUAAUAGUUACAUGUAUCCAGCUGUUCACUUCUACUUUCUAAUAAUGCUAAUGCACUUUUUGUAUUAUUAAUUUUCUUCGAAAAUAAAAUAUUAUAUUAAUUUGA